AUGUCAGAGCUUAUGCACAAUCCUGACACAAUGGCUAAAGCACAACACGAAGUACGUGAGGUACUUGGUAAAGACCGAGGUGUCAUUAAUAACAAUGACCUUUCUGAACUCCACUAUAUGAGAAUGGUCAUCAAUGAGGCCCUUAGGUUGCAUCCACCUGGUCCUCUUGUCCACCGCAUGGCCAGAGAUGAUUGUACACUUAUGGGUUAUGACAUCCCUAAAGGCACCAAUGUGUUCAUUAAUGUUUUUGAAAUUUCUCAAGAUCCUAGACAUUGGGACAAUCCUAAAGAGUUUAGGCCAGAGAGAUUUGAGAACAACGACGUAAACUACAAGGGGACACGCUUUGAGUUCAUUCCCUUCGGGACUAGGCGACGACAAUGCCCUGGGAUUCAUUUCAGCUCGUCGGUCACUGAGAUGGUAUUAGCAAAUUUCCUAUAUCACUUCGAGUGGAUGCUCCCUGACGGGGAUAAACUUUCUUCAUUUGACAUGUCUGAGAAAUUUGGCCUUACGGUAGCAUAA
Molecule: messenger RNA, 519 nt
Organism: Triticum turgidum subsp. durum (durum wheat)
Lineage: Eukaryota; Viridiplantae; Streptophyta; Magnoliopsida; Poales; Poaceae
Source: the annotation of a GenBank genome assembly